Messenger RNA from Lytechinus variegatus (green sea urchin), 9768 nucleotides. RefSeq lists its product as uncharacterized. The record is from RefSeq and is a predicted model, not a curated record. Gene Ontology annotation, molecular function: SUMO-specific endopeptidase activity. Gene Ontology annotation, biological process: protein desumoylation. Gene Ontology annotation, cellular component: nucleus; cytoplasm. The coding region runs from base 102 to 4403 and encodes 1433 amino acids. NCBI's taxonomy places the organism in Eukaryota, Metazoa, Echinodermata, Echinoidea, Temnopleuroida, Toxopneustidae. The transcript is spliced from 22 exons.
CUCGACUGCGAUAGUCAUUGCUGCUAGUUUUUGGACGUAAAAUCGUUAUUUAUUUAGUAUUUAACCAUCUACAAAAUGUCAGCUGGUGUUCAUUUUAAAACAUGAGUUCCGAUCCACGUGCCAAGACAUUGUUGGCAGCUCUGAGUGAAGUUGAUAAUAACCCAGCAUCAUUGGGUUUCUUGCAGACUACUUUCACUGUUUUCAAUCAACAGUCUCCUUCACCGGCAGUAAGCAACCCUUCAACAAGAGCUUCAUCAUCAACAGAGGAAGAUGUUGAAGUGAUCAGCUCGGAUACAUCAAGUUCUUCUAGCUCUUCUGCACCAAAGUUUCAGCUAAUCUUGUCGCCUCAACAUCGUGACCCACAGACGUAUGACAGGACAAUUGCGAAAGCAAUUCCAAAGAAAGCUUCCUCACCAGGCAAGGAGAGUGCUGCAACUGCCAAUGAGAAGACUUGGAAUGGUACACAGGUACAGAAACAUGAAGUCAAGCAUGAUGUACUGAGUACAGGAGCUGACAGCAACACCCCAACUGGAAAAUUUGAGAAGGCUGGCUGGUGCCGAACUGCAAUGAAUACCUCCCCGCCCAAGGGUGGGGGUCGUGGAAGAGGUCAAGGCAGGGGGAGAGGGCAAGGGAGAGGAAGAGGGAGGGGCAGAGGGGAUCAUGGUAAUCAAGGCAACCAAACCAAAGGAAGGGGACGAGCUCUCCGAGGCAACGCAACAGGCUUGAAUAUGGCAGGGAGACAGCAGCAGACAACUCCUGUUUUAACACAGCAAGUUACUCAAGUAGCAGCGAGGAACUGGCGCUAUGCUAACAGCAAUUCAAGCUCCAAACCGCCUGUCCAAGAGCACGCCGUGUCAGUGUUAACCAUACCACACACCGCAGCUGCAACAAUCAGUGCCACCGGCAACUUUGCGAACAACCAAUCCCAGAAUGUCAGCAGUGUUGCCAGCAACUGUUCCACCACCAUUCAAGGUGGCAAUAACUCUGUUGUCUCAUCCACCCAGUCGGUGGCAACGCUAUCCACACAAUCCGAAGAUACUCCACAGAAGAUGGAGGUUGGAGUAACUGAAAGUGGAGAAGAAGGAAAUGUUACCGCUGCACCUGCUGCAAAGUCAGAGAGUAAGGAGUCUUCCGAAUCUUGUGAGAUUAUAGACCAAGCUAGCUCUCCUAAAGAAGAACCAAUGGAAGCAUUGUGCUCAAACUGUGGGAUAUGGUCUAUGGAUGAUCGAUACUGUUUAUCCUGUCAAUGUGAUUUUACACAACGUAAGCCAAAGAAAACUCGCCCAAGGACUAUAGAGUUUAUCCCAGCCCCACGACAAACCUUCCGUAAAGGGACGUCAAAGAAAAUUGGAAAUUCGGUGAUGUUAUCACCAAUAGACUCUUCAUCAAAACCUAGGUACGGCACAGGAACAACCUCACAUGGAACCAGCAUACUGUCUACGUCCAGUUCUUCCAUGGCGAAGGUAUCGCAUGGGACUGGAGUAUCAAAUUCAAAAUCUGCCUCUGGGACAAGUUCACAUAGCUUAUCUUUGAAGUCUACAACAGCGGUAAGUCCACAAGGGUCCGGCGCAUCAUCAAAUCCUGGUUCUGCUCUAGUGACGAGUUCACAAGAGUCAAGCAAAUCAUCUUGCCCUGGUUCUGCAUCUGCUGAGAACUCACAUGGGACAAGCCAAAUAAACACAAGUACAGGGACCACGGGGGGUGAAAGUUCCAAAUCAAAUUUAGUGAGAAUCAACACCUUCUCAUCAGCGUUUUCUGGAUUUUGUGUGAAGCCUCAUCCUACCACCAAGCAGAGAUACAUUAUUGUUAAAAAUCCAGAGGAGGAGACCAAACCUGUCUCGGUUUCAACCAGCACGCCAUCCAUCAGUGCAAAGGCAUUCUACGUGAACAAACUAGCGGCGGUCAGCCCUGCGCUGCCCGUCAGCACGGGAGGCAUUGCUACGUCAUCUGCCGUGCCGGCUGAUGCAAAGGCAAGUGGCGCCCAGAAUAAUAGGAAGAGGAGCCUGAAGUCAAAUGGAGGAAGAAGAACACCUGCAAAACGUGCUCCUCCAAAGCGAAAGGAACCAGAAAUUGUCCUAAUAUCGGAUAGCGAAGACGAGGAGGAAGAAAGUGCCAAACAAAAGCCUUCUGCUGCAACUGCUUCUGAAGAUGCCACAGAAUCAGAUGAGGAGUUGGCCCGGUCUUUCAUGACGGUGAAAGCCAAGAUGAGGGACAAGAGAGGAGAUUUAGUGGGAAGACCGGACACUCAAGGUGGCAAAGACUCUACUGAUGGUCAUCACUCCCUCCAGGGCGAUCCUAACUCUCUAAAUGUAGCCUUCAAUGUCUCGAUCCUCCGUUUUGGUUCCUGGCCUAUGCACGCAGUAGGGACGACGCUGAGACUUCCUGCUGUGUCAAUGACUCCUGAUGGCUUUCAAUUUCAUUUCCAACAAUCAACCCACAAAUGUGGUAAGAUUGAGCUACUAGUCAAGGACAUUGAGAAAUGUGAUCAUUACCUGAGUGACGACGGCUUCUCAACGUUUUUCAUCAUGACGACGCCUCACUUUGCUCAAGUUGUACGAUCCCGUCUCGCCAUGUAUCGCAAGGUAGUGCACUUUGAUCCUGGGAGUAAAGAGGAGUAUGAGAAGAUGGUUGUGAUUCGUUCUGCCCAGGAGCUUCAUGCCCAUUCCUAUAGGGAGAAGGUCCAAAAGGUGCUCGCCGCUAUGGCUGAAAAGAGUGAUAACUCUGGUAUGAGUUUGAAAUUUGAGCCGAUAGACAAGGCGAGGACCACUUCCCUCCUGGAAUCCUCAACGAGGCCUGAGAUGAAGGGCACGGUCUUCAUUACAAGGCCAAACAAUGGGUCCCAUGCAGCUACCCUCAAUUCAGCUGACCGUCCAGUUUCCAUUACCAUGCAGCAACUCACCAGGCUAGGGAGUGGUCAGGGUGCAGUGGUCAAGACCAAAGCCAGCUCUGAAGACCAGGUUGAUAAUAAAUUAUUUGUGUAUCCACCACCACCCAAGUUUGGUGGAAUCACCGUGACAACAGAAGACAGAGACUGCCUUGAAGAAGGGGAAUUCCUGAAUGAUGUCAUUAUUGAUUUCUAUCUAAAGUACAUUGUGAUGGAGAAACUGAGUGAUGUCGACCGGGAGAGGACCCAUCUAUUCAGCUGCUUCUUCUACAAGCGAUUGCUGCAACAGGACACCCGAGGUAACAUCUCGCCGGACCUCAACGGACUCACCCCGAAGGAGAAACGGCAUCAGAAGGUCAGGAAGUGGACUCGUCACGUCGAUAUCUUUGCCAAAGACUUCAUCAUAAUUCCCAUCAACGACUGUGCACAUUGGUUUGUUGCAAUCAUCUGUUUUGCUGGGGAUGUAAUCAACAUGAAGAAAGGAAACAGUAAAUCUCCAUCCCAAUCCCCCAGCCCAUCAUCAUCAAAUCAACCAUCACCGGCAUCAGCAGCAUCGCCUGCCACACCCUCCCCCGCCACUCCAUCACGAGCCACGCCCUCACCAUCAGAACAGCCAGCCAAUCAUAACGUAGCUCUUAACCAAGCAGCCAAUCACGGGAACCCAGGUGUUCAAGCACCAGCAUCUCAAAGUUCUCAAAGCUCAAAGUCACCUUCAGGACAGACCACAAAGACAGUGCAUGAUACUAGCCAAUCGGCCAAUAGGAUGGCAGAGGCUGCGCAUGUCGGCCAGCAACCAGCCACUCAGGGAAGCAAUAGCACAAAUGAGGAGGAGCCAAUGGACACUUCAGAGAGUCCGGAUGAAAGGAUGGACGAUCAUGAAAGUGAAAGAACUACACGAGAGCUGAAAGAAAAUACGAAUGACCCUUCAGACAAUCCACUUAACAAGUCCUUAGGGAACAGUACAGAAGCACUUAAAGCUUCAAACAGUACAACAGCUUCAGAAAAGGUUACGUCAGACAGUGCAAUAUCAUCCAGCAAACCUGAUCCAAAGACCCAACCGACCCAGUCGCCAGCUGUUAACGGAGGGGCAGCUGCGGCCAAAGGACAUCUCCUGGACUUUGAUUAUCAGCAAUACCACGUUGGAAAACAAAAGAACUUCAGGCAGCCAUGUAUCCUUGUCUUUGAUUCGUUGGCUGGGCCACCAAGGAGGAACGUCAUUGCUAAACUGAGAGACUAUUUGACGAUAGAAUGGGAGAAAAAGAAAGGAGGAAAAUGUGAGUUUACUACUGCCAACAUGAAGGGCAUGAAUCCAAAGAUACCUCAACAGAAUAACUUCAGUGACUGUGGAUUGUAUGUCUGCCAGUAUGUUGAAACUUUCUUUGAGAAGCCAAUCAGGAACUACCACUCACCAAUGAGAGGUCUUCAGAACUGGUUCCCCGAGGAGGUGGUCGCUAGGAAACGUCAAGAGAUCUGUAAUGCCAUCAAGGCACUCCACGAGUCUUACAAAGCAAGGAGGUGACAAGAAUCCAACCAUUCCUUGCCUCUCCAGCAUCCAAGGAAAGUCAUCCACCCAUGUUCAUUAAAAAAUUAGAGAAAAUAUUGCAUUUUUGUGACAAAUGUGUUAAUGACUGUUGUGCACAACCAGAGGGUAAUUUAUUAUAUUUCUCAGCUCUGACAAUUUCAGUGAAAUCCUUGAUUUUGAUUGGCUGAGAAGCCGAGGAGAGCAUUUGGUGAAAGGAUUUGUUGGAACUUUUAUCCUACAAGUCCCGUUUCAUCCGACAGUUACUCAAGUAGUAACGGUGCCCCCCAGCCAAUCAGAAUCAAGGAAAGUUGUUGGAUCCGGCAAUUUGUCAGAUGACAGAUGUUGAUGAAACACUCUUUUUGUCUCUGACUGAUCCUACGGUGACUUUCAGAGAAAUGACAACCUGUCACAAGCUUUAUUGAACAGUACCCUGGUUGUCAUCUUCCAAAGGAAUUUAGUUUGAUCCUAUCAGUCGCAACUAUGGAAAGCCACCAACACCAUUCCCUAGCAGUCAUGUAUUUAUUUACCCUGUUGACCACUGAAUUCAUUCCGUCAUUCCUAUAGGCUUUGCACUGGUACAAACUACUUCUGGGGCCCGUUUAAUAAAGAGUUGCAACUUUGCCGUUAUGGCAGUUACCAUGGCAACGGGGCUCAGCAGCCGAUCAAGGUUACCAUGGUAGUUGCCAUAAUGACAAAGUUGCAACUGUUGUAACUCUUUAUGAAACAGGCCCCAGGUGAAUGACUGGUGAACCUUUCUUACAUGCCAAAUAAUCACCAGUGUACAUUUAUUGGUGAAUACUAUUUACCACAGGGAAGGGUCACCAGUCGCCCUUAAAAACACUCUUUAAUGAAAUGGUCCCCUAAGAGGCAAUAGCUUGAAAUGUUUUCCAAAUCAGUCAAACAACCAUUUAUUUAGACCAAUCAGCACCUUUUUAUGUAUGAAGGACCAGAGUGAGCACAUUGUUCUAGAUAAAGAAUCAUGACACUUUUGGCUUUUCAUACUUCAGAUUGAUUGGGUCAGUCCCAACUUGUUGUAAUACAGGGCUUAGUUAUGCCAUAUAGGAACAAAACAAUACACAUUUAUAGAAUGCAGCUUUCAGUUUUCACUAUGCCUCGAAUUUCAAAAAGUCAAUUUCCAUUUACAAUUGUUACUAUUAUUAUGUGGAUAAUACUCUUUGAGGGCUAUCCCUAUUUCUUUUUAUAUUCAGUUUGUUUCCAUGAAACCCUUCAUAACUAUUGCGUAUUAAGGAAGUUGUCCGUGCUAAUCCUGAAAAUCAUACUUCCAGUUAGGAAUUUGAAAGGUCUACACAGGAAGUUUGUGAUAUGAGUCUAUGUCACUCUAAAUGCAAUUUUUGUUAUUGAUCACAAUUCAUCUCGUCUUAAUUCAAAAUCCUGAAAAGAAAUGGAAACGCUUGUUAAUAAAUGUGAUGUUUAGUUAAUUAGAUCUUAUGAUAUAUGAAAUUGAUAAGCUGUGUUGUGAGUAAGAAUAAUAUAGCCCCUUUCUCAUGUAACCUAGAAUCAUCUUCACCUCCCUUUCCCUCAUAGUUAAACCAAUUAUAUAUAGUAUUUCAUAGAUAAGUAUCAAGCUAAAUAUGAGAUGAGAAACAAUAAUAUAAAAAUAAGAGGUCAUAUAUUUGAGAAUUAAUGAAAUGCAAUUCAUUUUAGUUAACUUGGUAUGACUUGAUUACUCAUUCUACUCAGUAAAAAAAUAUUGUAUUAAAUUGAGUUCAGUUUCUGUCAUUAUUAUGAUUGAGUGGCAAAUUGAUAUGAAAUUUAUUGUUAAGAAUUGAAAUUUGAAUCAUUGAUUUAUGAGUUUAAGGGCGAAACUUCACCUGAUGAAUAAAGUAUUGAUACUUUCAUCGAAUUCCCUAUUUUGUGGCUAUGCUGAUAUUGAAAAAAAGAAAUCUGAGACCCAGACCCAUGUUCUACUUCAUUUUGGUCAGCUUUGUAUUCCAGUGAGAUACAAGUAAAGUGUUCAAAUUUUCCCAUAUGUAAUCAUCUUUGGACAAUCAUUACAUUUUUUUUGAAAUCUUCAAAUUGGCAAUGAAUUGCACAGUUCAAAAUCAUCAAAUUGAGACAUUAAUUUAUCUUUUUACAAUAUGAUAUUCUUCUUUUCACUUAGAAUAAUACUCAGUAUUUAAUUUCAUUAACUAUGACUAGCUUUGUUUAUGUAUUUAUUUCAAUUGAGAAAACUUGGCGAGUAGUCUGGUGCAGUUAUUGAACUGCCUCACAAAUGAACCAUCUAAAUAUUGUAACAAUGUAUAGUAAUAAUAAAUGAAUUGAAUAAAUCCACUCAUGGAGAAAUAGUUGUCGAAAUCCAUGCUCAGAACAGUCAGUAUGCAUAUAUUAUUUACAGGGUUUCUUCGUGUAGGCUACGGGUACUGUAUUCCAUUGAUAGAGCUGUAAGUAAGUGUCACAAGGUCAUUGGAAGGUCAAAGGAGCCAAAUGUUGUGGAGGCUGGGAAAGACCCACGUUCUAUUGUUGAACUUUUUGCCAAAAUCAUGGAACGCCAAAAAUAUGAAAACUCUGUUUUGCUGUAUGAUCUUACAUUAACUGUUGUCCUUUGUAAUACUUUAAUAAUAAGAAUUUUAUCUUAUAUAGUGCUUUUCAUGAGAUCCAUAUCAAAGAACUCGAUUGUGUAGAAAAUUUGAAAUGUAUGAACAAAAGUGAAUUAGAAAUUAUUUAACAAAAAAAAUAUCAAAAACUUUUAAUGUUUGUACAAAACUAGUGUACUAAAGAUUCCCUGACAGCUUCUAUUAAAUUGAAUUCCAAAAUGGGCUGAUAACUGUAAAAUAUCUAUCUAUAAAAUGAAGGUUUGUGUCUCAUUUGGUUGUCCAUAGUUUAAUAUGGGCCAGUAUGCUCUUCAAACCUUUGCAGUUUAUCUAUUCUUCAUUGUGCAGAUGGUAAUUAUACAUCAAAGUUUGCAAAUUGAUAGAUUUAGAAUCAAAAGCACUUUGUAUCCCUUUUCGCAAAUAAAAAACCCCCGAAAACUCAACCUUUAUCUAAGAAAUUUGGUUGUAGUUGAUUACGGAUUCUGGCAAGAAGAAUAUUAAGGAAGUAGAUUUACAAGCAAAGAACCACAGACACAGUGCUUUAUACUUUGCGUUAAAAACAUUCAGGAUCCUUUAUUUAAUCAUAGUCACAAUUUAUUGGUUUGGAAUACUUUUGCAGUGAAUAUUUAUUGCAAUCUAGUUUAUCUUUGCAUUCUGCAAUCAAUUGGCAGUUUUAUUUUUUAGGUCAGUAUUGGCAGAGUUAUUUUACCACUCAAUGGUUAAAACCUAAUGGUCGUUGAGUGUAUGAAAAUUCAGUUCAACUGUCUAUUGUGUAUAAUAAUAUAUGGAAAGUCCCACCAUGGAAACCCCAUGUGAAUGUCUGGUAUAAUUAAUUCUAUGAUGAAAGAAAUGUAUUCAGAAUUAUAGUCUAUAGAAUUAGUUGUAUUUUGUUGUACUUUAUAAGAUACACAUGGAUAUAAUUUAACAUGAUCUGUAAAGCAAGUCUGUAGAUUGGAGCUUUCGGGAUAAGAAAAGAAAAUACCAGUCAUAAAUACUGUUUGUUAUUGAGUCCAGGAAGAAAUUUGUUCUCAGUGUACAUGUAUGGUUUAAGUUAUUAAAUUUUAUUCUGAAUGCUUUUUAAUUUAAUUUGUCAAAAUGUGAAAUGUCAUUUUUAUUUGAAUUGUUUGUACCUUGAAUAUUCACCACCAAUACGCAGUAAGUACAUGUACACGAACGGCCAUGCAUAGAACUAGGUAUAUGUGUCCUAUUGAUGGAAAUUUUAGUGAUAUUACCCAUAUAGUAUGUAUUUGGAAUCCAAUUCAAAGGAGAUCUGUGGAGCAGUUCAUGAAUAGUUUAGUGAGCUAUUUUCACAGACUAACUUCCUUUCAGCCAAUCAGAUGCAAGGAUUUUCAGUAGCUUUUAACAUCUGUUGGUGAAAAUCACUGACAAAAUUUGUCAUGAAAUGCUCCCAUUAAUAGCUGAUAAAUUCUCCAAAAGUUGAUACACAUGCAUGUAAAAAAUGUAAGAUUAUUUAUUGACAUUUGGCUGGGUGCCAUUUCUGUUAUCUGAAAUGGCAACCUUAUUGUGAGAGGUCGUAAGGGAAGCGAUGCUUUUAAUUCAGUCGUUUAAAAAAAAAGAAUAAAUGAUAGAGUCAUCAGAUUUUUGAGGUUAGGUUGUAACUAAAUGUAGAAUAUGUAUUUUAUGUUUCAUAUUGGCAUUUCCAUAAAACAUGUGCGUCCGACCCCAUGUUUGUGAGACCUUCAUGAAAUUUUCUGUAUCUGAUUUUUGGUUCUUUUGACAGUCUAUAAUGCUCUCAAAGGACCAUGACUUGGCCAUUUUAUAAAGUGAAUCAAGAAUUUAGAAAAAUGGGUCGGAUGUACAAAAAGGUUGAUUGUUUUAUGGCAUUGCCCAUAUGUUAAAAAAUUAAUAUGGAAAUCUUCAUGCAUUAAACUGAAAAUCAAAGAAAUUUGUGUGAGAAACUAUUAAACUGAUAAAAGAUACCAGAUUCUUGGGGCGGGAUGUUGUACAGACCAUUUAAACUUCAUAUGCUCUAUGUGGAUGCAUUAUGUGGAUGUAAAGAGAAUUCUGUUAUAAAAUCUGGCAAAUUUAUUAAUACUUUACAGGUUACAGAGUAACACGAGUAUUCAUGCUUUUUUUAAAGGUAAGAAACUGAUGGAUUUUUCUAAUAUAUAAGAAAAUUUACGAUAUGAUACUUUCCACUGAUCAAUACUGCCUAGCAACUAAACUAUAGUCUACUUUCCAAUUUGAUGCAGAAGAAUAUGAAAAGUAUAUCGAAAAUAUAGAAAUAGAUAUAUCGCAACAUAUAUAAUUGAGAAAAAGAAAGCUAACAUGUUGAGAAUUAGUUUUCAGCAGUCAAUAAUUUGCUAUGUAUUAAAGGUUGUACUGUAUCUUAUUUCACUGAGGAUAAUAUAUAUUUUUGCAUAUUUUAAGAUGCUAUUUGUAUGUCACAUUAGAUUCUGCUUCUUCAAACAUCAGAUUUUGUCGUGGUUGGAUGUUAAGUACAGGUCACAUGAAAGAUGUGCGGAGUGUACAAGUCACUUAAGACAGGCGUACACCAGCUGCAGAAAACAUGCAUAAUUCCCCCUCCCACUUCCAAUUAAUGGUCUAAAAUUUAAUUUGGCAUUUUAGGUUAUUCUUUACAUAGAGUAUGUUGAAUCAGAGGAUAAGUCAAUGAAAAAUAUUAUCUAAUCUUGUCGCAUAUUUAUAUGUAACAAACAUAAUCAUCUUGGCCAUGUAUUUUGAAAAUACAUUGAAAUGUUCUAUAGUUGACCAUCUCCCUCAAGCUGCAUUCCCCCCAUGUCUGCCUCAUUAAUGACAAUCAUAUUGUGUGGUAUUAAGGUAAUAUUCGU